AUGUCGCCGCUCCCCUAUCGGUGGCGGCGGUGGCCGUUCGGUGGUCUUAGAAUGUCGAUUAAGGAUUUGCUGGGAGUGAAGAAAGAAGAAACAUUCAACCCGUGGGCCAUCAUCGGCGACGUGCUCCCUCGCCUGCCGCAGCUCGUCGGGACCCUGGCCAGGCUCAUCUCCAAGAUCAUUGAUGCGGUGAGGACGGCACGCCAGAGUAAGCGGGAGUGCGAGUACCUCACGGUCCGCCUGUCCAUCAUCGGCGACGUGCUCCCUCGCCUGCCGCAGGACGCGAAGAUGAAGCGGUCACUCGCCGAGCUGGCAAAAACGCUGGGCGAGGCGCACAAGCUGGUCCUCGACUGCCAGAAUUGGAGCCCCGCCAGGGAGCUCAUUGGACUUGGUCAACGCCAUGCCGACAGCUUGAAGGAGGUCAACGCCAGGAUCGACUCCCACAUCAACCUCCUGAACUUGAUCUUUAACGCCACCGCCGGCCGCUCCACUUUCAACCACACGACGACGGUGCCGUCGCCGGGCAGUUCCUCGGGUCCUGUUGCCGUCAGGCUCACGUGGGCGGAAAUUGCAGCCGCGACCGAUUACUUCGCCGACGAACUCAGCCGACGCAGCCCGGAGGCGUUGUACAAGGGCCGUCUCCACGACGGCCCGGAGGUGGCCGUGAAGGUGCUGAACAAGAACGGGAGGCAGGACGUGGAGGGCGCGUUCGUGGCGGAGGUCGAGAUCCUCUUCCCCCUCCGCCACCAACACAUCGUGCGACUCGUCGGCUGGUGCUCCGAGGAGGAGGACCGCAUCAUCGUCUACCACCACGAGCAUAUGAGCAACGGCACGCUCAGAGACCACCUGAUGCGCCUGGGCCUGCGCGUGCGCGCUCCAGUGUUCCUGCGGGGCGGCUCUAGCUCGUCGCCAGUGAGAGCGACCUGGAAGACGCGCGUCGAGGUGCUGCUGGGCGUGUCGCGGGCCAUCGAGCACUUGCACCGCUGUGGGGUCAUCCACCGCAACGUCACCUCCUUCAACAUCCUCCUGGACGGAAGCUGGGAGCCGCGCCUGUCCGGCUUCGGCCAAGCGAUCUUGCAGGCGGCAAUGGGCGACCAGGUCGUCGAUGAGGUUGUCGGCACGCCCGGGUACCUCGACCCGGAGUACCGCCGCACGGGGCGUGUGAGCCCGGCGAGCGACGUGUACAGCUUCGGAAUGGUGAUACUAGAGUCGCUGACGGGGAAGGAUCCCGCCACCAUGCAGAUGGACUCGGUGCUCCUGGCCAUACGGAACAGGAAGCUACCGGAUGUGCUGGUCCGCCGCCCCGCGGCGACGCCACGGCAGCUGGAGGCGCUGGAGCUCGUGGCGCACACGGCGGAGUGCUGCCUGUUUCCACAUGGGAACGACCGGCCUGCCAUGUCGGACGUUGUGACCAGCCUCCAUAGGGCGCUCUUUAAUAUCGACAACAAGUGGACGAGGACGACCACGGUCACGGCCGCGCCACCGCCGAGCUCCAGCUAUGACUCCCACAUCGGCCACGACGACAAGUCGACGACCACGGUCACGGCCGGGCCACCGCCAAGCUACAGCUAUGACUCCCGCAUUGGCCACGACGAGGAGUCGACCAUCACGGUCACGUCCGGGCCACCGCCGAGCUCCAGCUUUGGCUCCCUGCAGAGUCAGGUUUUUUUUUUUUUGAGAAAGCCCUGCAGAGUCAGGUAAUGGUCUAAUUAAUGGAUGGGCUUAUAAUUUGUUACCCCUCAUUCUCAUAAUAUAAAAACAUUUCUGACAAUAGUAUAGUGUUAGUGUCAAAAAUAUUUUUAUAUUAUGAGAUUGAGGGAGUAGAUCUUAGAAACAAAUUCUCUUUUGCUUCAUGCGGGACCAAAUCAUAUCAUUAAGUUGCCGAAAUUAUGUACGUAUUUGCAUUUUGUUUUCUAAUUAUGUACGAAAUUAUGUAGCAAGGUCGCA
Messenger RNA from Triticum dicoccoides, 1944 nucleotides. RefSeq names its product probable serine/threonine-protein kinase PBL23. The transcript has 2 exons. The coding region runs from base 1 to 1698 and encodes 565 amino acids. Lineage: Eukaryota; Viridiplantae; Streptophyta; Magnoliopsida; Poales; Poaceae. Gene Ontology annotation, molecular function: protein kinase activity; ATP binding. The record is from RefSeq and is a predicted model, not a curated record. Gene Ontology annotation, biological process: cell surface receptor signaling pathway; protein phosphorylation.